Trypanosoma brucei brucei TREU927 is the source of this 399-nucleotide messenger RNA. RefSeq names its product microtubule-associated protein. The transcript has a single exon. Bases 1 to 399 code for a protein of 132 amino acids. The record is from RefSeq and is a predicted model, not a curated record. NCBI's taxonomy places the organism in Eukaryota, Euglenozoa, Kinetoplastea, Trypanosomatida, Trypanosomatidae.
AUGGAUCGCAAGCUUGUUGAGAUGCAAGCCGUCAUUUCACGGCGUGAGGCGGAGUUCCGGAAGCAAAACAUGGACCUCUUCACCGAACUCCUCGGGGAAAUGAGGACGGAAGACGGUUUGUGUGAGAAGAACUCAAAGGAGCUGCAAUACAAACAGAAGGAACUUGCAAAGCAAAGAGCAGAAAUUGAAAAGGCGGAAAAGGACGUAAAGGCGAAGUUGGAUAAAGUGAAGUUAACCCGUUCCAGGUUGGCAGAGCAGAUGAGCGAAAUAAAAGAAAAAUUGGAGACAUUGCGGAAGUGGGGUCCUGCAGAUCACGCGUCCCCACUGGGGCUUCUGCCAGCUGGUGCAACGGCGGCAGCUCCUGAAAAUGGAUCGAAUGGGCCCGCUCAAACAUCAUGA